Messenger RNA from Telopea speciosissima, 979 nucleotides. RefSeq names its product CLAVATA3/ESR (CLE)-related protein 25. Lineage: Eukaryota; Viridiplantae; Streptophyta; Magnoliopsida; Proteales; Proteaceae. Bases 190 to 489 code for a protein of 99 amino acids. The record is from RefSeq and is a predicted model, not a curated record. The transcript has 2 exons.
UUAGUCCUUACCCACCAUACUACGUAACCUUCUCUUCCUUCCCUUCCCUUCUCUUCCUUUCUUCUCUUAGUCUCUUCCUUGCUUGAGAGUAUUAUCACCUCUGCACAACAUGUUUGUGUUGAUAUUGUGUCCAUCUCUCUUCUUCUAAAUUGAGACAAAGGAGCCGUUGGAGGCAAGGAGAGGAGAAAUAUGGGUUGUGCAGGUAUUAAGUCUUUGAGGGUCUUCCUUGUAUCUCUUGUAUUUGUUGGUUUUAUUGGGUUUUUGUUGGUUGAGAUCCAAGCAAGUAGUGGAGGAAAUUCCAAAACAAAAACUACUAUUACUUCUUCAACAGCAAGUUUCAAGCAAUUGGAGCUGAUAGGAACAUAUGCCCCUGUUGUUCAUCCAGAUUUAGACCUCAAUUACAUGAGCAAGAGACAGGUUCCUAAUGGCCCUGAUCCCAUUCACAACAGGAAAGCAGGGAAUUCUAAACAGCCACCAGGCCAAGCUUAGGGCCUCAGAUGAUGGAGAAGCUUCACUUGUUGUAACAGAAAGAUUCACAAGAUGUCUGCCACCUUGUAUGUUCUUUUCUUUUUUCUGAAAAGAGAACUAUAACUUUGUCAUACCCAUUAGAAAAAAAAAAUCUUAAUUUGCAGAAUCUUAAGCUCCACUUUUACACAAAUUGUUACAGAGAAGGUGGUGAAGAAAGCAAAGCUUCUCUCUUGUACGUACAAGAAUCCUGAGAAGGAUUAAACCACCUUUGCAGACAACCCCCACUUUAGUAUUGCCAUGUCCUUUUAAAUCUUAGAGAGAAGAGAUUCAUGGAUUGGGAACUGGAUUAUCUUUACUUAACUUUGUUCAUGUAAAGACCAAACAAGUAGAUACUACAAAAAGAAAAGUAGAUGGAACACAACCCAAGAAAUGUUCUAGUAGUAGAUAUCUGAUAUGGGAGGGUAUGUAAACAAUCUCUUUCAGUCAAUCAAUCAAACAUCUUUGGCUUUGG